AUGUCAACACUAGAGGAAGCACUAGCCACACGAAACCGCCUAUCGGAAUACCACGUCUACCAUGAAGGCGAAGAGCACAUCCGUAUAACUCCAUACCUCAAUUUAAAAAAGGAACUUGGAUACAACAAGAAAAAGGACGAAGACAGAGCGAACGACUACGCCAGGGUACACCAAAGAUCCGACGAAUCCAACAGCUACUUUAUCCACCGCCCUGUUCUCCUCUUCCACGAUACCCCGCGCACUCUACGCCGCGGCAGUCAGAAAAACGGAGAUCCGCUGUGCAUUAUCCAUUCCUCUGCUUUCUGGAGAGAGUGGUCAAUACAGUUUGUUCCGAAUUUAUCGGAUAUCGUCGAUCCUCGUGGCGUAGUGGGUUGGGAAUAUCGCACUAAACCGGAUAAUAGCACGUCCAACGAUGAACGUGCAUUGAAAGGGCAUAAAGUCCGUUCGUGGAGGGUAUGGGGUGAGACCGGGAAGCGGUAUCACCAGAUGGUUAAUACGCGGCGAAAUCGGUGGGAAGAAGAGGAUUUCCAGCCUGCUAGAGCGGAUGAAGUGGUUAGGCUCAAAUGGUCGUCGCCAUUCAUCAAUCCCCGACGAUAUCACUUCUGCUAUGCGGGGAUCACGUUCUUCUGGGUCGGGACGAGAGACCUCCAUGAGGAUGAGAAAUGGUCAAGAAGGCUGUUGCCGCUCCAUCAUCUGAAAUUAGUUGCAGAGAUUCCUGGUAAGCCGAGAUUGUUUCUCGCUCAAUUUACUUCUGAUUUCUCGUCGAAGAAAUUUGGGAAGUUGUGGAUUUUCGAUUCGUCGGUUUCCAAGUUACUUGAGACGGUUGACAGUUUUCAAGGGACGGAUGGUUCUGAAUUUGAAUUGGGAGUCAAGUCGCGAACAGUUUUCGCCGAUAUACGAGAAACACGUGUAUAUGAGCUUAUUAUGGCUACGGCAAUGUGUAUGGUUGUUGGGGAGUGGCAAAAGCGCAUGACGCUUUGGUUCAUCCUCAUGCUCAUUUCCGUGUCGGGCAAGGGUAUGAACAUGACUGGUGCUGGCGGAGGUGGCUGUUAA
Messenger RNA from Penicillium cinerascens, 1053 nucleotides. RefSeq lists its product as uncharacterized. NCBI's taxonomy places the organism in Eukaryota, Fungi, Ascomycota, Eurotiomycetes, Eurotiales, Aspergillaceae. The record is from RefSeq and is a predicted model, not a curated record. The coding region runs from base 1 to 1053 and encodes 350 amino acids. The transcript has a single exon.